Messenger RNA from Amoebophrya sp. A25, 1686 nucleotides. The record is from the annotation of a GenBank genome assembly. Lineage: Eukaryota; Dinophyceae; Syndiniales; Amoebophryaceae.
CCAGCCGAUAGCGCAACCGCCGCUGGGUCAGCUACUGGCACAUCAGCUUCGCCUUCGUCUUCUACGAGUGGGGCAGCAGGAGACGGGAGUUCCGCUAGCGACGGCAGUUCCGCGGGUACGACUGGUGCUGCCGGCGCCACAGGAGGAGCUACGACUGCUGUUGGCGUAGCUAGUGGUGCCAUGAUAUCAGGCAGUGGCACUGCUGGUAAUGGUAUUGCCGGAAGCGGACAAAAUCUGGGUGGCGCACUCACAGACGAGCGUCGCAACGGGACUACUAGUGGAUCUGCUUCAUCUAACACAGUAGACAGUGCUAUGUCUGCAUCCUCCGACGCCGAAGACGAUCCUAGUCCUUUCCUUGAAGACGGUGAAAUAUUCACCGGCCCGACCGCAGCUGAGAUAUCAGAGCAGAUUCUGCGGUUCGAAGAUCUAGGCCUAGACCGUAUGAAAACGCAGUUGUCGGACUUGGGCAGGAGUAGCGAUGCAAUGGCAGUACUGAAGCAAAUCGUCAACACCGUGUCGCCUCCUGCUAGUGGCGACGCCAACGGAGACAAGACAGCGGCUCUGAUGAAACAGAUGAUGUCAGUAGUCGGUGGAGGUGAUGCAGCUGCGAAAUUGAUGAUGAUAGAUCCCAAUAGCGCUUAUUAUGCCAACUUGCCACCUGCGGAGCAAAACCUUCGUGCAGCGACCCCGCCAUCACCUGGCGGCGAAAAACCUGCUCUGAUGAGGAUCUUAGAGAACAUCCGAUUGCUAGAAAGUAAGCACAUCGAUUUGUCGAAGUUGAGUCGGAAUAUGCUGGGCAGCAUGCGGAACCAAGAGCUGGUUCUGACGCUGUUGAGCUCUAUACUCCUAACGCUCCACGACCAAACAAGGGAGUACAGGGGAAAGCUGGACAAGGUGCAGAAGGUCUUUCUGAAGGGGAGAGACCAUUGCUUCGAGAGUAUCCUCAACAACCAAGCAGGUGCCUUUGGAGUGACGGGAAUAUCAUCGUCGGGUCUGCGCGCUGGUGGAAACGCAACAAACAACAGCAGCAGUGUAGGAGGAGCCGGUGUCGGAGUGGGAAGUAGCGGUGUAGCUGGUGGCUCAUCUUCAAGUAGUGGAACCAGUAACGGCGCAACAGGAGUCGGCGAAGUUGACCCUUUCCUCUGCUUACUAGAGGCGGCAUUGAACAGCACAGCAGCAGGAUUACCGGAUGGCGCAGAAGAUGAUAACAACAUUCUACAGAGGUUGAGAGACCGUUUAGUUCCUGCCUCAGAAACCUGGCUCAGCGGCAUUUCCUUUACAGAAGACGAAACACACAUAUCCUUGGAUUUCUACUACCAGAGAAUCCGGGACUACGCUCUUCAAGUGUGGAAAGACACAGAGACGUUGCGUGGUUUGCUAGACCGUCUGUUGUCUAGUAUUUUGUCCUUUUUGGCGUCUGUUUGGUACGUCGUGACGUGGGCGACUGGGUAUCGAAGUGGAGAGUUGAAAACUCCGAUAUUGGACAUUUCCUGGUCUCCAGAGCGCGUGCUCUUGCUCUAUUUAGUCGUUUGUCACGUGUGGUCGGUCUUUCUCCGUAGAAUCUUUGCCACGAUAUGGGCCGUUCUCACUUACCCCUUUGUUGCUAUCGCAGCUGCUGUAAUGGGGAGAGGAGGAGGAGUUGUGGGAAGUGGUGUGCGGACGUUGUCGAGUGCAUCUACAGGAGCU